AUGGCAACCCAAGGUCCCCAGGCUCUCCCCCCAGUUACAGUCCAGGGCACACAGGUCAUCAGCCAGUCCGCAGCGCAGGAAUUCCUAGCUGCCUACCUGGACCGCGCCGCGACAGACCCAUCUCUGCAACCCAAUGCCAGCAUCAGCGAGCACGGCCCCGUCUCACGGACAACCGCCGCAGCACCGAACUUGAUCCUCCACAACCUGAAGCGUGUCCAAGCGGGUCUAGCUGGCGAGCUCCUCGGUCGUGAUCUGACUGUCGCGAAGCAGAACCCCGGAGAAGAUUAUUUGGAUGUUGCUGCGGGUAUUCCGCAGACCAACAACCACGAGCAGCUGGACGAUAGCAAUGAUCUUGUCAUGAAUGAUGCUGAGUUUGGUAUGGAGGCUGAGGCCUUCGCGAAUCAGGAGGCCGGUAUCGAUAAGGAGGAGCGCAAGCGCAAGAAGAAGGAGAGACGGUUGGCGGAGAAGAAGGGUAAGGCCCAGGCGAAGGCCGAAGAAUCCGAUUGA
Molecule: messenger RNA, 507 nt
Organism: Penicillium crustosum
Lineage: Eukaryota; Fungi; Ascomycota; Eurotiomycetes; Eurotiales; Aspergillaceae
Exons: 1
Coding region: 1-507 (168 amino acids)
Source: RefSeq, a predicted model, not a curated record